Pongo pygmaeus (Bornean orangutan) is the source of this 2619-nucleotide messenger RNA. RefSeq names its product zinc finger protein 223 (gene ZNF223). The transcript has 6 exons. Lineage: Eukaryota; Metazoa; Chordata; Mammalia; Primates; Hominidae. Gene Ontology annotation, biological process: regulation of transcription by RNA polymerase II. The coding region runs from base 130 to 1860 and encodes 576 amino acids. Gene Ontology annotation, molecular function: DNA-binding transcription activator activity, RNA polymerase II-specific; RNA polymerase II cis-regulatory region sequence-specific DNA binding. The record is from RefSeq and is a predicted model, not a curated record. Gene Ontology annotation, cellular component: nucleus.
CCCGAUGAUCGAUGAUCGUCUCAGGGGAAAAGAAGCCUUGGCGAAGAGCAGAGGUUUAGAGGCACAAUUCUGCUUUCCCUGGAACUGUGUCAUUCAGGACUCUGCAAAUUCCCUAAAGUAGGAGGAAAAAUGACCAUGUCCAAGAGCAGCAGAAUGAGGAGGUUCCUGAUCUCUUCUUCUCCUAAACUCAUGAAAUAUGAGAAACCUGCUCAAAAUCAGAGGCAAUCAAGGAUCAGGAAUGUUAGCCAUUCUGCUCAAGUGAAAGAGAAAGACGAGAAGAAAGAAAAAUUCUCCAUUAAGGGUCCGGUGCCCUGUUGUGUGAGUGUCUGGAGUGCUCCCUUGAGUGAAGACAUCCAUAGGCGGUGCUGCUUCUCCCUGUCCUGCGUUGGUGUGACCUCUUCUUUUCCAGACCUGGCACCUACUCAGGAGGCAGUGACCUUCAAGGAUGUGGCAGUGGUCUUCACUGAGGAGGAGCUGGGGCUGCUGGACCUUGCCCAGAGGAAGCUGUAUCGAGAUGUGAUGCUGGAGAACUUCAGGAACCUGCUGUCAGUGGGGCAUCAACCAUUCCACCGAGAUACUUUCCACUUUCUAAGGGAGGAAAAGUUUUGGAUGAUGGAUAUAGCAACCCAAAGAGAAGGAAAUUCAGGAGGCAAGAUCCAACCUGAGAUGAAGACUUUUCCAGAAGCAGGACCACAUGAAGGGUGGUCCUUCCAGCAGAUCUGGGAAGAAAUUGCAAGUGACUUAACCAGGCCUCUAGACUCUACCAUAAAGAGCUCUCAGUUCUUUGAACAGGGUGAUGCCCACUCCCAGGUUGAGGAAGGACUAUCUAUAAUGCACACAGGACAGAAACCUUCCGAUCGUGGGAAGUGUAAACAAUCCUUCAGUGAUAUGUCCAUCUUUGAUCUUCCUCAGCAAAUACGCUCAGCAGAGAAGUCUCAUUCCUGUGAUGAGUGUGGAAAAAGCUUCUGUUACAUCUCAGCACUUCAUAUUCAUCAGAGAGUCCACCUGGGAGAGAAACUCUUUAAGUGUGACAUAUGUGGUAAGGAAUUCAGUCAGAGUUUACAUCUGCAAACUCAUCAGAGAGUCCAUACUGGAGAGAAACCUUUCAAAUGUGAACAAUGUGGGAGAGGCUUCAGAUGUAGAUCAGCACUUACAGUUCAUUGCAAAUUACACAUGGGAGAGAAACAUUAUAAUUGUGAGGCAUGUGGGAGGGCCUUCAUUCAUGAUUUCCAGCUUCAGAAACAUCAGAGAAUUCACACAGGGGAGAAGCCAUUCAAAUGUGAGAUAUGUAGUGUGAGCUUCCGUCUUAGGUCAAGUCUUAAUAGGCAUUGUGUGGUCCACACAGGAAAGAAACCAAAUAACACUGGGGAAUAUGGAAAAGGCUUCAUUGGUAGGCUGGAUUUGUGUAAGCAUCAGACGAUCCACACAGGAGAGAAACCAUAUAAUUGUAAAGAAUGUGGGAAGAGCUUCAGACGGUCCUCCUAUCUUUUGAUCCAUCAGAGAGUCCACACUGGAGAAAAGCCAUACAAAUGUGACAAGUGUGGGAAGAGCUACAUUACUAAGUCAGGUCUUGACUUGCACCAUAGAGCCCACACAGGAGAGAGACCUUAUAACUGUGAUGACUGUGGGAAGAGCUUCAGACAGGCCUCAAGUAUUUUGAAUCAUAAGAGACUCCACUGCAGAAAAAAACCAUUCAAAUGUGAGGAUUGUGGAAAGAAGCUUGUAUACCGGUCAUACCGUAAAGACCAACAAAAAAACCACAGUGGAGAAAAUACAUCCAAAUGUGAGGACUGUGGGAAGCGCUACAAGAGGCGCUUGAAUCUUGAUAUAAUUUUAUCAUUAUUUUUAAAUGACACGUAAGUGUUGUACAUAUUUAUGGGGUACAGUGUGAUAUUUAAAUAUAUGUAUAUGAUGUCUAAUGAUCAAAUCAGUGUAAUUAGCAUAUUUAUCACCUCAAACAAUUAUCUCUUUUUUGUGUUGAGAAAAUUAAAAAUUCAUUGUUCCAGCAAUUUGAAAAUAAAUUGUAGUUGAUGAUAGUCACCUUUAGUGCUGCAGAACAGUAGAACUUCUUCCUCCUAUCUACCUGUACUUUUGUAUCCAUUAGCCAACCUUUGGCCAUCCCACCUAUCCCCUGCCCUUCCCACCUAUCCCCUGCCCUUCCCUGCCUCUAGAGUCACUGUUCUCACUACUUCUAAGAAAUCAGCUUUUUUAGCUUCCCCAUGUGAGUGAGGACAGUUUAAAGUUAGUGUUUUGGCCAUAGCUCAGCAUACCCCAGCGGUCGUGGGACUGUCAGGGCAGACAAUGCUUGUAAGUCAUGCUGCAGGGUUUCUAACAGAAGUUUGACAAUUAGUUAUUAUUCAAGAGACAGGUCUUAGUAUAAGAGUUUAUUCACACACUUUCAAAACACUAAUGAUGAACAUGUCAAAAUUGAUGACCACUAGAAUGUCAGCCACAUGUGUCUUUGUAUUUUUGCUGCAUCCUUACAUCGCUUGAGUCUGGAAGAUUGAGGCUGCAGUGACCUAUGAUAGUGCUACUGCACUCCAGCCAGGGCAACAGAGUGAGACCCUGUCUCAAAAAAAAAAAAUAAAAUAAAUACCUUUGUUUGUUUCUGGACAAGCA